Eucalyptus grandis is the source of this 692-nucleotide messenger RNA. RefSeq lists its product as uncharacterized. NCBI's taxonomy places the organism in Eukaryota, Viridiplantae, Streptophyta, Magnoliopsida, Myrtales, Myrtaceae. Gene Ontology annotation, cellular component: chloroplast thylakoid membrane; chloroplast inner membrane. The record is from RefSeq and is a predicted model, not a curated record. The coding region runs from base 1 to 378 and encodes 125 amino acids. The transcript has 5 exons.
AUGGUCGAGGGUGGAGGAUCUAUUAGGCUGUCAGAAAUUGCGCAUUCAGUUCAUGCUGAGUACCACGAUGGUGGUAGGGGUGGAGGCAGUGAUUUUGUUGCCGGUUUUCUUCUGGGUGGUGCUAUUUUCGGAACAUUAGCUUACGUUUUUGCUCCGCAGAUUAGAAGAUCUCUGCUAAACGAAGAUGAGUAUGGGUUUCGGAGGGCCAAGAGGCCAAUCUAUUACGAUGAAGGCUUGGAGAAGACCAGGCAGACUCUGAAUGCCAAGAUCAGCCAACUCAAUUCUGCCAUUGACAAUGUUUCUUCUCGUCUGAGGGGUGGAAAUAAUGCGCCUAAUGUCCCAAUCGAGACUGAUCCAGAAGUAGAAGCUACCCUCUAGAUGAAUAUGCCUCAUCCGUCGACAAGCUUGGGAGAUGCGCUCGAUGCUUAUUUUGGCUGACAAAAGCAGGGAAGCGGUGGUGGUGUUUCGGAAGUGUAGGCGUGCUCGGAAGGGAAUGAUAAUCCUACUGAUUUCUGUUAAACUCAUUUGGGUUUUUGAUUAUACAUUAUGGUGAGCCGAAGAAGAAAUAUCUGAUACAGCCAGCAUUUUUGAGUUUGCAGCAGAUGCGUUGGACCAAUACUUGAUAUAUGUUCUGUUGUCUUCACCUUGUGGGACUAAAGUUGAGUACAAAAUACCAUUUCUGCAUUUCGACA